Paramecium sonneborni is the source of this 1269-nucleotide messenger RNA. NCBI's taxonomy places the organism in Eukaryota, Ciliophora, Oligohymenophorea, Peniculida, Parameciidae. The record is from the annotation of a GenBank genome assembly.
UAAUGUCAAAGAAAAGAAAGAAUAGCUCAUCUUCAUCAUCAUCUUCAUCUUCAUCUUCGUCUCCUGAGAAAAAGAUUUUUGUUAACCAAUGUGACAAGUAUAAAGAAGAAAGAUAGUCUGAAAUAAGGAUACAUUUUUAUUUCAAGGAUUUAUAUAUUGGAGGAUUGAGAGAAGAUGAAUAUUUGUUUUAUUUACAUGGACGCAUAUAAAAGUCUGUAAGAAUCUCUCUUUCUAAAAGAGGGUCCAUGUGAUUUGUUACAAAUAAGUUCAAUAAAUAAGGAAGCGCAAACAAUUGAUGUAGCAGUGGGAUUCAAAUAUGAUGACGAUGCUCUAAAAGUUUAUUAGGGGAAAGUUUCAGUGAAAACAAAAGACAAGCUUACUCCAAUCCUAUCGAAAGUGUAUAGUGAAAUGUUGAAAGAACAAGGAUAUAUAAUGAAAGAAUAAUAAAGUGAUUUUGUUAAGUCUUAGCAAAAAGAAUAAUCCCGUGAAAAAGAGAAGCCUUCCUAAUACAUUCCGACUUAUAAUUGUAUAAAUAUAACCAUUUUAGAUAAUAUAUCAAAAGAAUAAUUGUACAUAUUUGGAAUUCCUAAAGAAUUCACUAUAGAGGAAUGUAUAAGUGAAAUAAAGCAAACUUACGAUUUAGUGGUUAGACCUGAAGGAAUAUUUAAAUGUGAGAAGGUUGGUGAUAUUACAUAUGAAUAUUUGGAAUUGCAAGUUGAAAGGAUUCCAUGUUAAUAGAUUCUAAAGAAACUUCCAUUAGUAUUAAAGAAUAUAUCAUUACUUUGUAUAUAAAAGAAGAAGCGAACAGAUCCUUUUAAUGAAGUCUUAAAACCUUUUUAAGUGUUGUUGAGUGGCAAAGUAAAUUUAUCUUAAGUUUAUGUUCAUAUGAAUGCAAUAGGAGGCGUAUUAUUUCAUUAAAUUAAGUAAUGAUGUCAAUAUAUAUACAAAUAGUGAAUAUAAAUAUUGUGUAAUGAUGUAAAGUGAAUAAUCAGUGAUUGAUUUAAAAUUACCUUGUAAUUUAGAGAUUUAAAAGGUCUAAUGUUAAGUAAAUCAGAAUGGAGAUUUUACUAUGCAAAUGGGAAGACCUAAUUUAAAUGAAACAACAUAUUACAAGAUUCAAGAAUUCAAAAAGAAGCAAGAAGAAAUGAAAUUGGCUCGUUUACAUUCGAGUUCAAGUUCAAGUUCCAGUUCUAGCUCUAGUUCAAGUUCUAGAAGUCGAAGUAGAAACAAAAAGAAGAAGAAACAUCAUCAUAAGAAAAAGUAUUGAGG